UGCUCAAAAUCUCUAUAUAAGUAGCUACUUUCUUCAUGCCUUAAAACACUCACACCUUCUAAAUCAACAUUGUCUUUCAUUUCUCAUAAUUUUUUGCACUUCCAUUCUUACUACAUUUUGGUACGCAAAUUGAAUGGAGUCCAGUGGAGUUAGGAGAUGGGCAGCGGCGUGGGCCGUGGCGGCGAUGGUGCUGGCCGUGGCAGCGGAGCCCCAAGUUCCAUGCCUCUUUAUAUUUGGUGAUUCAUUGGUGGAUAAUGGCAACAACAACAACAUUCAGUCAUUGGCUAAGGCUAAUUACUUGCCUUACGGAAUCGAUUUUCCCAACGGCCCAACCGGCCGGUUUUCCAAUGGCAAAACCACGGUCGAUGUUGUGGCUGAAUUACUAGGCUUUGAUGACUACAUUCCGCCGUACGCCGCCGCCCGCGGCCAACAAAUACUCCGGGGAGUGAACUACGCGUCGGCUGCAGCCGGGAUUCGAUCAGAAACUGGCCGGCAAUUGGGUGGAAGAAUUGAUUUCACUGGACAAGUCAACAACUACCGGAACACCGUGCAACAGGUGGUGAACAUUCUGGGCGACCAAGCCUCCGCCGCGAAUUAUCUGAGCAAAUGCAUAUAUUCCGUCGGAUUGGGCAGCAACGACUACCUAAACAACUACUUCAUGCCCCUCUACUACUCCACCAGCCAGCGCUACUCGCCGCAGCAAUACGCCGACGUUUUGAUCCAACAGUAUACCCAACAGUUGACGAACCUCUACAACUACGGGGCGAGGAAGUUCGUACUGAUCGGGAUCGGGCAGAUCGGGUGCAGCCCGAACGCGCUGGCGCAGAACAGCGCCGACGGAUCGACGUGCGUGAAGCGGAUCAACGACGCCAACCAGAUAUUCAACACCAAGCUCAGGGGAUUGGUCGACACGCUCAAUCGGAACACACCCGCGGCCAAGUUCAUCUACAUCGACGCAUACGGAAUCUUCCAGGAUCUCAUCCAGAGCCCAUCCAGUUUCGGUUUCCGCGUGACAAACAGGGGGUGUUGCGGGGUUGGGAGGAACAACGGGCAGAUCACAUGCCUGCCGGGGCAGACUCCGUGCAGUAACAGAAACGAGUAUGUGUUUUGGGAUGCAUUCCACCCUACGGAGGCAGCGAAUACGAUCGUCGGGAGACGUUCGUAUAGUGCUCAGAAGGCAUCUGAUGCAUAUCCCUUCGAUAUUCGUCGCUUGGCGCAGCUAUGAAAAUGUGGAGGAAAUGAAGAUCAAAGAUCUACUCAUAUUUUGAUAAUACGUGUGCUUUUUCUGUUUGUUUUUUUUUUUUUUGUCUUCUUCUUUGGGUUGUGUUUUUGAGUUGCGAUUUCUUCUGCACUAGAGAGUGUUUUCGUGGUUGUGUUUUGGUAUUUUCUUGAAACGAUUGUGCUGAUUAUUAUGUUAUAGUUUUUGUGUAACUGUUUAUUAAGAUGGAAUUAAUGGGAAAAAAAAUUAACCAUCAUCUAAAUUAGUACU
This is a messenger RNA of Salvia miltiorrhiza (redroot sage), 1489 nucleotides long. RefSeq names its product GDSL esterase/lipase At5g45670-like. Gene Ontology annotation, molecular function: hydrolase activity, acting on ester bonds. Lineage: Eukaryota; Viridiplantae; Streptophyta; Magnoliopsida; Lamiales; Lamiaceae. The coding region runs from base 134 to 1225 and encodes 363 amino acids. The transcript has 5 exons. The record is from RefSeq and is a predicted model, not a curated record.